Molecule: messenger RNA, 593 nt
Organism: Ambispora leptoticha
Lineage: Eukaryota; Fungi; Glomeromycota; Glomeromycetes; Archaeosporales; Ambisporaceae
Source: the annotation of a GenBank genome assembly
GAAAGCGAGAAAGCAAGGGGUCUCUCAUAGGAGUAUCAUUAUGGAUAAAACCCACAUUAUUGCUCUCGCGAAAAACAUUCUGUGUGAUCCAUAAAACCCUUGUUAGCGAUGUUCAGAUUCCGAAAGUGAAUCCAGGCUCACUAUGCGAUGAAGAACCAAGAUGUCUGGUUGUUAGGUGCAACAAAGAUAUUGAAACUACCCUUUCAUCGGCUGAAACAGAACCACAAGAACCAAUGGAGAUAUCACCACAAUUAACAGGAAAUACCAGUGACAAGAAUACACUAUUAACAGAAGACAACCAUGACAAGGAUCCCCUAUUAUUCGAGAGUGGUGCCAAUACUGGAUCUGUCCAGACUUUACAAAGUAAAGACAUCGCUCACGUAGUAGAUGUGCACUUGUUAAGGCCGAAGAACGAGUUGAGAGCACGAAUCAAGAAGUUAUCAGGUGAUAGAGAUCGUAAGGCUCAGAAAAAACUGAUCAAUGAAGUCGCAAAACAGCUUCCCAAUGACCUCUCGAGAAAUGCGAUCGAGAAAGGGCAAGGAAGAUUUAGAAUCUUUUCUGUAAUAUUGGAUAUGAGAAGAUACAACUGGUAA